ACUUCAGUUGUUUGAGUCGGGUCGACCCACCACAGGCCACACCACACUUCUCCCCUAGACACGAAUACGCAAAGAUGGGAAGAGGAUUUCCAUCCAUCAAUGUCUUUUGUUUCCACCUUUUUUAUUUUUUUAUUUAAAUAUUUUUGGAGGGUUUUUUCUUCAUCUAAUAAUUUAUUAUUAAUUACAAUUACAAUAUACAGAUACCUCUCUCUCUCUCUCCUAGUUGUAUGUAUAUCAGGUAGUACUGUACUGGCCACUUCAAUUUUUUUAUAUAUUUUUAUCUCGUGUGUGUGUGUGUGUGUGUGUUUGAGGGUAUUUGGGGGCGACGAGACAACCCACCAAUUGUUGCUGCUCUCUCACGACUGAAAGGAAAAGAGAAAAGAUUAGAUUUUUUUCAUACCGAUAUCAUAUGUCGAUGGGAUCACAUCAAAACCCCUCGAUUCUUAACUGCUCGCUAGUCAUCUGCCUCUUCUUCUGACCCCUAUUGUUCACUACAUGUUCCCCUAUCCCCUUCAGAUUUGAUUUCUUCACUUCAGACCCAGGCAUGCUAUGUGGAUAGUGAAAGGGUGUGUUCGUGCUUAUGUGCCUUCUUUUUAACCCUUUUUCUGGGAUCUAGCUUUUUGUUGGACCAACUAUCUGUUGCUUAUACGCUAUUUCUAGGAUGGUCCGGUUUUGAAUUACGUUUUAUACUUGUAAAAUCGUACAAUCUGAGGUCCAUUUAAAUUAAAACUAUCGGCUUUCUUUAUUUCUACCACUUGAAGAUGUAGUCUGGGUGUUUAGUAACUACAAGAAAAGCCGAUGGGUUCAAGAUUCCCAUCUCAUCAGCUCAGUAAUGGGCUGUAUGUGUCAGGGCGGCCGGAGCAGCCAAAAGAAAGAGCUCCGACCAUGAGCUCUUCAGCCAUGGUUUACACAGGUGGUGACAUCAAGAAAUCCGGUGAGCUAGGAAAGAUGUUUGAUAUUAACACUGACGGCUCAAAAUCAAGAAAAUCCGGCCCAAUAACCGGUCCUUCAAGAACCGGAUCUUUCACAGGAGUCGCUUCACAUUCAGGACCAAUCAUGUCAAACGCCGCCAGGUCUAGCUACUCCACAUCAGGCCCUGUGUCAACCGGCGGCGUUCCUGUAUCUGUCAAAAAGUCAAACUCAGGGCCACUAAAUAAACACGGCGAGCCUAUAAAAAAGUCUUCCGGUCCUCAAUCUGGCGGAGUGACGCCGGUGAACCGCCAAAAUUCAGGCCCUCUGCCGCCGGUCCUCCCUGCAACCGGCCUAAUCACAUCCGGCCCAAUCUCUUCCGGCCCAUUAACUUCAUCCGGAGCUCCCCGGAAAUUUUCUGGCCCUCUGGACUCUAAGGGCUCGAUGAAAGUACACGGCGUUGUUAACAAUCAGGCUGUGACUACUCUUACUAAAGACGAUGAUUACUCAUUCAAGAAGGGUUUCCCGAAGAUAAUAUUAUGGUCCAUGAUUCUGUUGUUUGUGAUGGGAUUCAUUGCUGGUGGGUUUAUUCUUGGAGCUGUGCACAAUGGUAUUCUCCUUGUGAUUGUGGUGGUUCUUUUCAUCAUUGUUGCAGCGUUGUUCACCUGGAAUACUUGUUAUGGUAGACAAUCCAUCAUUGGAUUCAUUGCUCGUUAUCCUGAUGCUGAACUUAGAACUGCAAAAGAUGGUCAAUAUGUCAAGGUUUCAGGGGUGGUGACAUGUGGAAACGUGCCACUUGAAUCAGCCUUCCAGAAGGUUCCAAGAUGCGUGUAUACUUCCACAAGUUUAUAUGAAUACAGAGGAUGGGAUUCAAAAGCAGCCAACCCUACACAUAGGAAGUUUACAUGGGGGCUGAGGUCAUCAGAAAGGCAUGUGGUGGAUUUUUACAUAUCUGAUUUCCAAUCUGGAUUAAGGGCAUUGGUAAAGACUGGAUAUGGAGCAAGGGUGACACCUUAUGUGGAUGAAUCGGUAGUUGUUGAUGUGAAUCCUUUGAAUAAAGAUUUGUCUCCAGAGUUUGUGAGGUGGUUGGGUGAGAGAAACCUGUCGAGUGAUGAUCGUGUGAUGAGAUUGAAAGAAGGGUAUAUCAAGGAAGGGAGCACAGUAAGUGUGAUGGGAGUAGUGCAGAGGAAUGAGAAUGUGCUGAUGAUAGUUCCACCAGGGGAUGCAUUCACAACAGGGUGUCAAUGGGCAAAGUGUAUGCUGCCAGGAAGCUUGGAGGGCAUAGUGUUGAGAUGUGAAGAUGCAUCAAAGGUGGAUGUCAUACCUGUGUAGCUAUGUAGAAGAUGCAUCAAAAGUGGAGUUUGAAGGUUGCAGUUUUAAUUUUUUUUUUCUUUUUUAUUAUGAUUUUCAAGAUAUAUAGUAGGUAGAUACUAGUGGGGUUGUAUGUUAUUGUGAAUAGGUUUUUGAUGGAAAAGAUGGU
This is a messenger RNA of Lactuca virosa, 2389 nucleotides long. Lineage: Eukaryota; Viridiplantae; Streptophyta; Magnoliopsida; Asterales; Asteraceae. The record is from the annotation of a GenBank genome assembly.